AUGAGCUUCAUCGCGUCAUCGUAUUUUAGUAUCAUCGUAACGUCGUUUACACAGGCCAACGUGAUUGCCGCAAUGAGAAAUCAACCAGAGCGUCCCGACGUGAAGCUCCACGCCAAGUCGGUCUUUCUCUCCGCCUGCUUCUUCGUCAACCUCCUCUUCAUGCCCCUCAAAGGCGACCUCUCGGAAGUUUCCCCGUUUGCGUCCGACGCAUCGUACGACCGCGUCGAGAUUGGCCAGCUGACCUACGACGCGUCCGAGUUUGCCCAGUACCUUCCGUUGCUCUACAAUGCGUCGACAACCGACCCGGGGGUCGCGUACUUGUAUGACAGUCAGUACGGCGUCGACGUGAUGCGAUCUGUCGUCAAGGACGACGCGCAGGGGACGUUGAACCCGGUCUACAGCAUACUGGGCGUGCCUUACUUCCCUGCCGACACGAAGCAAUCGUGCUGA
This is a messenger RNA of Aphanomyces invadans, 450 nucleotides long. RefSeq lists its product as hypothetical. The record is from RefSeq and is a predicted model, not a curated record. The coding region runs from base 1 to 450 and encodes 149 amino acids. The transcript has a single exon. Lineage: Eukaryota; Oomycota; Saprolegniomycetes; Saprolegniales; Verrucalvaceae.